ACACUCAGACUUCCACAACACUCUCAGCGACCUCCACAUUUUGUUUUCCCCCUCUCUCUCUCUCUCAUGGAAGAAACGCGGAAGAGGCAUGAUUUUGUUCCGGCGGAGAACUCGACGCAGAAGAGGCCGCGAGCGGCGGCGGCGGUGGAGGAUGUCGGUAACGACAUUCUGGCAUGGAUUUCGGUGGAAGAGGAGACAGUCGGCGAACUCAUGAUGCUUCUGGACGACGCUGAGAAAAGCCGACCGAUGGCGGAGAAAGUGAAGUUCAUCGACGAUCCGUACUCAUCGGCGAUGAUUUUUCAAUCAUCGUCGUCGUUCGUUACGAUCAAUGGAAAUGAAGAGAGUUGCGGUUCAUCUUUCUCGGAAUCGGACUCGUCGGUGAUGGCAAGCGUGGACAUGAACGGAGCGAGGAUCAAACUGAUGGAAAUCGAUUCUGCGACUGUGGAGAAAUGGAAGUUAUGGAAGUCGGAGGAGGCGUCGUCCGUAUCGGAGGGAUCCAGUUGGGAUGAGGAUGAUUUAGCGAGGUUCAUCGGCGACGAGGAACAGAUUUUCUGAAACGUAGGGGAAAUGAAAACGGCUAGGGUUAGGGUUUACGGUGGAGAAGAAGAAGACGAAGAAGACGAAGAAGAAGAAGGUAAGGAUUGAGAUGUAAUUUUGGUGUCGAACACUGUGAAUAGAGAAUAUACACAGAGAGUUAGUAAGAUAGAAUCGAAAUGAAAAACGACUUGUCGUUUUGGGAAAUUGUGUUGGUUAGUGCGCAUGUGAACUUCAAAAGAAACUUCACGAUUUUCCGAUUUU
Molecule: messenger RNA, 798 nt
Organism: Cucurbita pepo subsp. pepo (vegetable marrow)
Lineage: Eukaryota; Viridiplantae; Streptophyta; Magnoliopsida; Cucurbitales; Cucurbitaceae
Source: RefSeq, a predicted model, not a curated record